Molecule: messenger RNA, 750 nt
Organism: Zerene cesonia (dogface butterfly)
Lineage: Eukaryota; Metazoa; Arthropoda; Insecta; Lepidoptera; Pieridae
Product: RUN and FYVE domain-containing protein 1-like
Exons: 7
Coding region: 1-750 (249 amino acids)
Source: RefSeq, a predicted model, not a curated record
AUGGUGUAUUGUGGGGUGUGGGAGCGCGGCGAGGAGGGCCCGCUGAGCGGCGACCUGGCGCACAUCGCGGCGAAGCUGCACACGCUCAAGGAGAUGCUCACUGUACGAGUUUUUGCACGUUAUGUUCUUACCCAUUUACGUAUUUGUUUGAAGGGCGAAUGCACGUGUGGUUUGGAAGAAGAAAAUAUAAGACUGCGGCAUCAAAAUGAAAUGAACGAGGUAGAAAUAAAUAAAUUGCAGCAGAGAGUGAUUGACUUGGAGGAGGCGCUUGAAGACAAGGAGAACGUUGAUAAGCGUUACCAGCAACAGAUACAAGAAAAGGAGUAUGAGCUAAACCGCAUCAGACAACAAAUAUAUAACCUGGACAAAGCUUCGCAAGAGGAAUCCUGCGAACGAUUGACUGCUGAGUUGAAGGAAGUUAAAGGGUUACUAGAUGAGAAAACAACAGAAUUGGCCAAAGUUCAGCGAACGUGUCAGCAACAUGAAGCAACAAUUGAUGAAUUGAAAGAAACGCUUGAAAACUCCAACCAUGUAGCCAAGGAUAGCUCGGUGCGCGAAGAGGUGAGCAGGCUGAGCGAGCAGGUGCGCUGCUGCCGCUCGCAGCUGCGCGAGAGCCGGCGGCGCCUGCGCGCGCUGCAGCGCGACCUGCGCGCCGCGAGGGAACACUGCGCGCUGCUCCUUGCGCACUGCAGGUUGGUUGCGCUCUUUCAAAUAAAUGUGGUAUUAAACGUUAUACUGAGUAUCACCUAA